AUGGUGCAAACCUGCCUACCGUGGCCUGUUUCCUUUAUAUUCUUUAUUCUUCUACCCUUCCUGCUCUCUCUAUCGCGAGUGUAUCCCCCCGAGCCUACUAGAGGCCCUUUCCUUUAUAUUCUUCGUUCUUCUGCUCUUCUUUCUUUCUUCUGUCUUUCCUACUCCCCUAACCUUGACCGUGGCGAUGCUUUAUACGAGACGGAUCUGACGGAGCCGGACGAUGCCCUAAGCUCACGAAAACGUCUCCGGUCGGAUAAGAACUACUCUUCCUUCGAGCUAGAGCUCCCUAGUAACCUUAGGGAACUCUAUAAUAAUCCUCUAGAUAAUAAUAGAGUUGAUCUGUCUAAGAUUCCUAAGGAUUUUAAUAAAGUACUAGGCACUAUUAAACGACGAGAGCGGAUUAAGGGCCGAACUACUUUUGUACUUCCUAAGAUCGUUUACGGGCCCUCUCUAGUAAUAUACCCGUAUAUAUUACUUUUCAGUAUCCUGUUUUAUACGCGUGUAUUCCGGAAUUCGAGGCUAACCUUAAAGGCUUAG
This is a messenger RNA of Penicillium daleae, 537 nucleotides long. RefSeq lists its product as uncharacterized. The transcript has 3 exons. The record is from RefSeq and is a predicted model, not a curated record. Bases 1 to 537 code for a protein of 178 amino acids. Lineage: Eukaryota; Fungi; Ascomycota; Eurotiomycetes; Eurotiales; Aspergillaceae.